AUGUCUGCGCUCACAGCCAGGGCCUGCUUCCGUCCUCUCCAUCGUCUCCUGCGUCGGGGGUACGCCACCGAGCCAGCGCAUGCGCUGCACCCCCCGAAGCCCUCAGAGUUUGGCCAGCCGUUAUGGGAGUCGCAUCCGCACCUUGUGAAAGCCGGGGAAUUGACUCCAGGAAUUCCCGUGCACGAGUAUGAACGGCGGCGAAAAGACCUCAUGGACAGUCUGCCCGAGAACAGUAUCGUCGUGUCGGUGGCAGCGCCUGUCAAGUACAUGAGUGGACAAAUCUUCUACAAGUACCGGCAGGCGUCAGACUUUUGGUAUCUGACCGGCUUCGAAGAGCCAGAGUCUGCGAAAAACUCGACUUCAAGGGGCUACCGCAUGACCAUGUUUUCCUCCGGCAAAGACUCUGCCAAAGAAAAAUGGGAUGGUGCAAGAACCUCCCUCCAAGACGUCGCCACCCACUUCCACGCGGACGACGCCCUCCCCAUCUCCUCCCUCCCCUCCACGCUCAAAUCCCUCCUCCCACAGUACACCUCCGUCUACGUCGACCUCCCCCCCUCCGCCACGCCCUCCCGCCGGCGCUCCUCCUCCUCAAUCACCACCACCCCCCUCUCCGCCAGCCGCGCCCUCCUGAAGUACCUCGCGCCCCCCUUCGCGCCGCGGGGGGAGUUCGAGAGCGUCGUGGAGGGCCUGAGCGGGAGCAAGCGCCGGCCGCUCGCAAAGGAGGUCGGGCGGCUGCGCGCGGUGAAGAGCAAAGCGGAGCAGAAGGUUAUGCGCGCUGCGGCGGACAUCAGCGGCAGAGCGCAUGCGAAGACGAUGCGCUUCGCAAGCCCGGAUGUGCCGGAGAGCGCGCUCGCGGCCCAUUUCGAGUAUCUAUGUGCACUUGAGGGGGCGCAGCGCCCGGCGUACGUUCCUGUCGUCGCAUCCGGGGCAAACGCGUUGAUCAUACACUACACCACGAAUAAUCAUAUCGUACGAGACGGGGAGAUGGUCCUCGUCGACGCUGGUUGUGAAUACAAUGGCUACGCCUCAGACAUCACCCGCACAUUCCCCUCCUCGGGCAACUUCACCCCCGCUCAAAAGGACCUCUACCAGGCGCUUCUGAACGUGCAGAAAUCGCUCAUCCAGGCCUGCGCGCUCUCGCCCUCCCCAUCCUCCUCCUCCCCGUCAUUGAACUCGCUGCACAGCCAGAGUUGCCUGUUACUCAGGGAGGAGCUGAACCAGAUUGGUUUCGGGCUGCAAAGGGGCGAUCUCGAGAGGGAGCUGUACCCGCAUUACUUGAGUCAUCCUAUCGGGAUUGAUUUGCACGAGAGCGCGAGUUUCGAAAGGGGCGAGGCACUGCGGCCGGGCAUGGUCAUCACCGUCGAACCGGGCGUGUACGUACCCUCCUCACCCCUCUUCCCGAAGCACUUCCACAAUAUGGGCAUCCGCAUCGAGGACGAGGUGCUCUUGUGCGAGGGCGAGCCCGUCGUGCUCAGCGUCAGCGCGCCGAAAGAGGUGGUCGAUGUGGAGGGCGCUUGUCAGGGGGUGCUGGGGUUGGAGCCGUACUAG
Messenger RNA from Gloeophyllum trabeum ATCC 11539, 1548 nucleotides. RefSeq lists its product as uncharacterized. The transcript has 15 exons. The record is from RefSeq and is a predicted model, not a curated record. Lineage: Eukaryota; Fungi; Basidiomycota; Agaricomycetes; Gloeophyllales; Gloeophyllaceae. Gene Ontology annotation, cellular component: mitochondrion. Gene Ontology annotation, molecular function: metalloaminopeptidase activity; manganese ion binding. Bases 1 to 1548 code for a protein of 515 amino acids.